This is a messenger RNA of Lotus japonicus, 1061 nucleotides long. Its product is annotated as protein LURP-one-related 17-like. The transcript is spliced from 2 exons. Lineage: Eukaryota; Viridiplantae; Streptophyta; Magnoliopsida; Fabales; Fabaceae. The coding region runs from base 56 to 766 and encodes 236 amino acids. The record is from RefSeq and is a predicted model, not a curated record.
ACAUUGUUGCUAUAAAUAUGAUAUGACCCUUUGGAACAGAGUCUACCUAUUCUAGAUGAGGAGGUUGCUUUCUAGGUUCAAGUUUCUAUCAAGAGCAGUGCAUGAGGGUGAGCAUGAGCAUGAGCAUGAUCAUGGGGAGAGAAACAACAAGUACCCUAUGACAGAAGGAGGUUUGUGCACAACAACAUCACUCACAGUUUGGAGAAAAUCCCUUGUGAUUAGUUGUAAAGGAGGAUUCACAGUGAUUGAUUCACAUGGAAAUCUGGUGUAUCGGGUUGACAAUUACAUCUUGCACCCAGAUGAAGUCACUCUCAUGGACGCUUCAGGAAACUCUCUCCUCACCAUGCGUCACCGCCGCAAGAAGCUUGGGUUAGUAGAUAGUUGGUUUGUAUAUGAAGGGGAAACAGGGAAACUGCAUAUAAAGAGGAGCAAGUUAGGCAACUUAAGAAAGAGUCCAGUUUGUUGUGUAAGGAAGCGUGUGAACAUUUUAAAUGGCAAUUCCGGGGUUCAAGCAUGCGUGUACCGUGUAGCACCGGAUUCAGAUGACAAAGGGCACGCGAUGUUUACGGUUGAAGGCUCUUAUGCAGACAGGACGUGUAAGGUGUUGGAUGAGUACAAGAAAACCGUAGCUGAAAUCAAGAGAAAGGAGGCAAAUAGCAAAGAUGUCUCUUUCGGGAUUGAGAUUUUUCAGUUAAUUGUUCAUCCUGGGUUUGAUCCUGCCUUUGCCAUGGGACUCGUUUUGCUACUGGAUCAAAUGUUUUCAUAACACUGAUUUCCAAUGUAGCUUGUGUUCACGGCUUCACGCUAUUCAGCAUUUUGGAAAAAGGAUAUGUUCUGAUAUGAUGGUGUAUGUUUAGAAACUCAAUAGAUUUCCACAUCAGGGGAGAAGUGAUUCUUCUGGAAAGAAAAGUGAUUCUGAAAUAUGUAAAUGCAAAACCAAACAUGUUAAUUACUCACAGCAUCCUAGCUGCAGAUGCCUUAAAAGAUGAAAACUGUUUGUAAUUCAAAUUGUAAUGCAUAAAUACCACGAGCAGUGCAAGGAGCACGUGUUGCAUGAAGAA